AUGAGCUUCAGUUCAGACCAUUACCUCUCCUCCUCCUACAGGAAGAUCUUUGGAGACCCACCUCGGUCUAGCAGCCGCAUCGGGGGCAGCACUGGUUCCUCUAGGACCAGCCUGUCUGGUGGGUACAGGUCCCAGUCCCAGUCCCGCAGCAAUGUCUCAUCGGUGUCCUCCUACAGGAGGUCUCCUAGACAUGGAGGCUAUGUGUCUGGAGAAAACUUAGACCUGACCCAAACUUCAGCCCUCAACAACGAAUACAAGAUCAUCCGCACCAAUGAGAAGGAGCAGAUGCAGGGGCUCAAUGACCGCUUUGCCAUGUUCAUCGAGAAGGUCCGUAACUUAGAGCAGCAGAACAAGGUGCUGGAGACCGAGCUGGUCGCCUUGAGGCAAAGGCAGUCUGAGCCCUCCAGGCUGGGGGAGCUCUACCAGCAAGAGAUCAAAGAUCUCCGCUCCCAGCUGGAGGACAUGAACAAUGAGAAAGCCCAGCUGAUCAUUGAGAGGGACAGCCUGGAAGAUGACCUGCAGAAGCUGAAGGGGAAGUAUGAGGAUGAGAUCAGGAUGAGAGAAGAAACCGAGUACGCUUUGAAGGCACAUAAGAAAGAUGUGGAUGAUGCCACCUUGGCCAGACUUGACCUAGAGAAGAAGGUGGAAUCUCUGCUGGAUGAGAUCUCUUUCAUGAGGAAGGUCCAUGAAGAGGAGGUCACAGAGCUGAUGGCCAUGCUUCAAGCCUCCCAGAUCUCCGUGGAGAUGGAGAUGUCCAAGCCUGACCUCACUUCGGCUCUGAAAGAGAUCCGAUCCCAGUAUGAGUCUUUGGCUGCCAAGAACCUGCAGUCUGCUGAUGAGUGGUACAAGUCUAAAUUCGCCAACAUGAGCGAGCAGGCAUCUCGCAGCUCCGAGGUGAUCAGGGCCAGCAGAGAGGAGAUCAAUGACUACAGAAGACAACUCCAAUCCAAAACUAUCGAAAUCGAGAGUCUGAGAGGCACCAACGAAUCGCUGGAAAGGCAGAUCCAGGAGAUGGAAGAAAGGCACAUAGCAGAGGCUGCUGGACUGCAGGACACCAUCAAUCAGCUGGAGAAUGAGCUGAGGAGCAUAAAGGGAGAGAUGGCCCGUCAUCUGAGAGAGUAUCAGGAUCUGCUGAAUGUUAAGAUGGCCCUAGACAUUGAGAUUGCAGCAUACAGGAAACUGCUGGAAGGUGAAGAGACCAGGUUUAGCACCUCCGGAAUAAGCAUCAUGCCUCCAAAUCCUUCUCAAAGCUAUUCUUACCAGUCUCGCAUUCAUAGUUCCUCCUCUUCUAAGAGUACACCUGCAGCAUCCAAGAGGGAUGAAGCUGAUUCCACCAGCAAAACCAUCUCAAAAUCAUCAGCUCGCAAAGGGGGGACCUAUGAGGAAAUCAUUGAAGAAACUGUAGUGUCAACCAAAAUAAUAGAAAAGCCAGAGCAAAAUGAGGGAAUUAAUGUUAAACCUUAA
Molecule: messenger RNA, 1464 nt
Organism: Staurois parvus
Lineage: Eukaryota; Metazoa; Chordata; Amphibia; Anura; Ranidae
Source: the annotation of a GenBank genome assembly